AUGGCUAUGCCAUGCCAUUUUGUCGGUAGAUUGUUUGUGGUGGUGGCGGAAAGAAGAUUAAUUGAGAUAGACAAUGAUUCAGAAGCUAGAAAGCAAUCAGAUGAUACUGUGAGAAUAGACCCUUUGAACAAUUUCAACAAAUACAGAGGAGGAUUUGACAUUACAAAUAAACACUAUUGGAGUUCCACCAUCUUUACAGGUAUAUAUGGCUAUGCCAUUGCAGUAGUGUGGCUCUUGUGUGGCUUAGGAUAUGGACUAUAUCUUCUAGCCUCUACCAGCUGCUGUAAAAGGAAGAACAUGAAGCUUAAGAAGAGAUCAACUUGUCAGUAUCAACACUAUUAUCUCUGGCUUAUUUUCUCAGCUGUUUUCUUGACAAUUUUAGCAAUAACAGCUACAGGCCUGGUACUAGGAGGGAAUGCGAAACUACGUUCAAGAACAGAUACAGUUGUGAACAUUAUCAUUGAUACAGCAGAUGGGGCAUCAGAGACAAUAUAUACUACUACUGAAGCCUUGAGAGAUAUGAAUACUGACUUAGAAGAUACUGAUAUAGGUGAUGAGGCUGCUAAUUUCCUCAUUCCCACUUCCCAAAGUCUUGACAGACAGGCUGCUGAUAUACGUCGGGGAGCCACGAAAAAUAGGCGUUUAGUCGAGAAAAGCCUCGAGAUACUGUACAUAAUAACUACACUGACUAUUUCACUCAACUUGGCUGCUGCAAUUUCCCUAACAGUAUUUGGAAUCCUCAAAUUUAGAAGAAAUUUUCACCUGCUAAUCGCAGUAUGUUGGAUCUUUACAAGUCUCUGCUGGUUAUUUUUCGGGAUUUAUUUCUUCCUAGACAACUUCGCUGGAGAUGCAUGCACAGCUCUAGAAAGUUUCCGCAUAAAUCCCUAUAAUAAUAGCUUGAGUUCAAUCCUCCCCUGUGAUGAAUUGCUCUCAGCACAAUCAAUCCUAUAUACUGCCAGUGAAGGGAUUCAUCGAGUAGUGAACAAGGUAAAUCGGGAGCUAUCUACAAAUUAUGGAAAUGUUGCACAAAUAUGCAAUCCAUUCUCCGGUCCACCAGACUAUAACUACGAGCCUGAUGAGAACUGUCCAUCUAGCGCAAUCAGGAUAGGAGAGCUCCCUGGGAUAAUCAAGAUGUUGACUUGCACUGAUCCAAGCUGCAAGGGAGGAGUCAUGAUCCCAUAUAGGAUCUUCAACAACAUUGAGUCAUACAUAACUGCUCUCAAAAAGAUACUGGAUGUCUACCCUGGAAUUGAAAGCCUAGCAGAAUGUAACACAGUGUACAGUUCAUUUUCAGAUAUCCUUGACAAACAUUGCAAACCAUUAAAGAAAAACGCGCAUAUGACAUGGGCAGGACUUGUUUUCCUAUCAGUAGUAAUGGUCGUGUUAGUCCUCGUAUGGACAUUCGAGACACACCAUGAAAAAGAUCAUCACAACUUGGAUAGUUCUAUCAAGCCUCAUUCUUCUACAGCAGUGGAUAUGUUGGAAUUAGGCAUAGUAAGAAAUUCAAAGAAGGAAGAAAUGUAUUUAUUCAAUCUUUUUCAAGAACUAGAUGUUCAAGGAUUGUCAAUUGUAGUAAAGCAUUUUGGUUACUGA
This is a messenger RNA of Nicotiana attenuata, 1593 nucleotides long. RefSeq lists its product as uncharacterized. NCBI's taxonomy places the organism in Eukaryota, Viridiplantae, Streptophyta, Magnoliopsida, Solanales, Solanaceae. The coding region runs from base 1 to 1593 and encodes 530 amino acids. The transcript is spliced from 10 exons. The record is from RefSeq and is a predicted model, not a curated record. Gene Ontology annotation, cellular component: membrane.